Molecule: messenger RNA, 1413 nt
Organism: Trematomus bernacchii (emerald rockcod)
Lineage: Eukaryota; Metazoa; Chordata; Actinopteri; Perciformes; Nototheniidae
Product: KATNB1-like protein 1
Exons: 10
Coding region: 88-1008 (306 amino acids)
Cellular component (GO): nucleolus
Molecular function (GO): microtubule binding
Source: RefSeq, a predicted model, not a curated record
GCAGUUGAUAUCGGUUGUUACAGUAUGUUGGCAGUCGCUUAAAAGAGAUACAAGGAAGGUUUAACUCUUUAUUGUCUCCGAUGAGGAAUGGAAAGAGGUAUAAUGGACUCUAACAGUGAAGAUGGAGACUACCAAAGUCUUGAACAUGCCCAGAAACAGGAUGCAGCCCAGUACAGAGUGACGUAUCCUCAUGGUAGAAACACAACAAAUAUGGAUAAAGAUAAAAGUGAGGAAUUUAGCAAAAAGAGGAAUCCAGUGAGUCGUUCCAGCAACCUGGGGAGAGUAAAGCGGGUAGUGUCAUGUAAGAGAAAGACCCAUCAUCUGACGCCUCGGAGGAAGCAGCAUGGGACUGGGAAGACUUAUGAUGCUGCAAACAAGGAGAAUGACAUGGACUGCAGGAAGGACGUUCAACAGGAGGGAUUUGACAUGAACCCUUCAGAGUUCCCGCUAAAUGUCAAUAAUAACCUAAAGACUGGUAGAACUGGCUCUGAACAAGCCGACUACUGUACACUCACUGAGCUCACAAGGGAUCAUAGCACAAUGACUGAGGUGCUCUUUGGAAGAAACCUGAGACUGAAAGUAUCUUUAACACUAUGGCAGAGAAAUGUUGGAGAGCUGUUGAUGUAUUUCCUAAGAAUUCAAGACAUUGGUGUGUUUGUUGAUUUUCUACCACUGAUAAGCAAAAGCAUUGAAGAACAUUCCCAGAAGGUCACCAUUGGCUGUUGUGUUGACCUCUUUCCUUUAGUACGGAGAGUCCUAACCAAUCCAUAUGAAGAGUAUAUCAUAGUUGGUUUAAAGUGGAUUAAUUCAGUUUUGAACAGCUGGUGUGAGGAAUUAAGAACAAGUGGCUAUAGUGGAUCAACAAAGCUUCCAAUGGAUAAAAAUUUCCAGGCAUUUAAUCAGCAGUUAUUGGAGUUAUGGUUUCAGGAACCUUUACUGAAAUCUGUUCCAGGACCUGCUGGAGACAUGGCAAAGGCCAUUGACUCCUUCCUGUCCCAACUAACCUGACGGCAAAAAGGAAACGUACAAAAGAUCUUUCUCCAGGAGCAGCCUCCUAAAACACCUUUAGCAGAAUCAUUUGGAGCUGAUGUUGUUUCUAUGGAAAAGUACCUUUGAGCUUGUACUGUACCUGUCCUGAGAGGACAUCUGUAGUGAUGUAUUUAUUGACUGGAUGAUAGACUUGAAAAGUUUAAAUACUGAGAACGUGCAAUACAAAUGUAAUCCUGUUGCAAAUGUAACUUGAUUGUCAAAGUAGGAUCCUGUAAUCAUAUGAUCAAUGAGAGGUAAAUAAUGUAUGUCAAAGAAACUCGGAUUGUGUCCUGAAUGUAAAAUUGUUAUACUGAUAUAUUGUUUGUGUCUAUCUUCUUUGAUUGAACCAUUGAUGAUAAAUAAAAUGUGUAAUUUAAAUGUAAA